GAUUUUUGAAGUGUCAGACUAUUACCCUUUAUCCUGUACUGAUUCAAUUCCCAUUUCAAUGAAAAGAAGCAUUUGAGAAAGGUAAAGAUAGAGGUCUGAGAGUUACUUCUAACGUCAACAUUUAUGGGCUCUGAACCUGAAUAUACCUGUAUGGAUGUCAACUUCUAUUCUCUCCUCUGUAGACAUGCCAGGGUUAGCUCAUUGCCAACUUGUCAGUUAGCAGAUGAAGAACUGUCAUUUUACAAGAAUGAUAGAACUGCUCCACCCCACACUACGGUUGGGAAAGGGCUAAAAUCCUCAUUGGAGAGGCAUAGGGUAUUGCAGAGAGUUAUGCUUGUAUUGGCUUUACUUGGAGCUUGUAUGGUCAUUAGUGAUGGUAUUCUUUCACCUGCCAUAUCUGGUGUGGGCUACAAGUCAAGAGUAGUUGUUCUCUGUUGAAUUUAAUUCCUUGAAAUUGCCAAAUAUAGGGGUUCCAGUUGCUUGUACCAUUCUGAUAGCCUUGUAUUCUCUUCAACACUAUGGAACACACAUGGUUGGGUUUCUGUUUGCACCUGUGUCAUAACAUGGCUUCUCUGUAUAAGCUGAAUUGGUCUAUAUAAUAUCAUUCAUUAGAACCCUCAAGUGUAUAAAGCAUUGUCACCACAUUAUAUGUACAAAUUCGUGAAGAAAACUCGAAGGGGAGGCUGGAUGUCCUUGGGUGGAAUUCUCUUAUUGCAUCACAGAUUUACAAAAGCAUUGUAAGUGAAUUGCUGAAGUUCGGGAUAAAUGGGUGAUAUGUGUUGGUGAUAAAUUUUUGUACUCUAUACAACCCAUAAAUAUUGUAUUGUAAGAUUAUAAGUCUUGGUGUAUUGGCUAUUUGCCAUGUUUUUGACUUUUUGUAAUUUACCUCUGGAUAUGAUUGAUUGUAU
Molecule: messenger RNA, 908 nt
Organism: Cuscuta epithymum
Lineage: Eukaryota; Viridiplantae; Streptophyta; Magnoliopsida; Solanales; Convolvulaceae
Source: the annotation of a GenBank genome assembly